Molecule: messenger RNA, 2651 nt
Organism: Mytilus trossulus (common blue mussel)
Lineage: Eukaryota; Metazoa; Mollusca; Bivalvia; Mytilida; Mytilidae
Product: dynein axonemal assembly factor 5-like
Exons: 10
Coding region: 48-2537 (829 amino acids)
Biological process (GO): outer dynein arm assembly; inner dynein arm assembly; cilium movement
Cellular component (GO): cytoplasm
Molecular function (GO): dynein intermediate chain binding
Source: RefSeq, a predicted model, not a curated record
UAUCCUUCAUCAAAGGGAAUCCAGAACGAGGCGUUGCGAUCAACAACAUGGCGAGCUUGGACCAAAAUUCCAAUGCCACUCUGCAAGGAAUUGCAAGGCAUAUCAAUUGCCUGACAGAAGAUAACAGAAAUACCAGAAAGAGAGCUUUAGAAGGGAUAAGGAAGGACACUUUGGAUAGAAAUCCAUCGUUGCAAGUGUCCGAAUUAACUCAUAUAUUAAGCGAAAUCAUUAAACCAUUGUUGAAAGCUUUUUCAGAUCCAGUUGAAAAAUGCAGAAGCCUGGCAAUAAGUACAGUAAAAGAUUACUGCAAAGUUAUAGAGAAACCAGUGAGAUUUUUACCAUACAUUAUGCCAGUGCUUGUACAAAGAUUAGGCCAACAAGACAUCACAGAAUCUUCAGAAGAAUUGAGAUUGUUGUUAGUGGAAUUCUGCUUAGAUAUUGUAGAAUUUUCUGGAAAAGAUAUUCAUAUUUUCUUAGAUGACUUUAUAAAGAUCUUACAAAGAACCUUAAUAGAUGCAUACCCUGAAGUAAAGAAGGAAAGCUGUAGAUGUUCUUCUGCCAUAGCCAAAUCAGUACCAGAAUAUUUUCACAUGCAGUCUGAAACUUUAAUCAAACCACUGUUGAUGUCCAUUACUCACCAGCAUUCAAAAGUUAGAACACUUGUCAUUCAAACAAUAGGUGAUGUUAUUCAGUAUGGUAAUGGAAAAGCAGUAGACACAAUUGUGUCUCAUUUUGCCCAAAGAUUAUUUGAUGAUUCUCCUGCUGUCAGAAAAGCUGUUGUUAUGGUAACAGGUCAUUGGUUAUUAGAUUUGCCUGAUAGGUACUCAUUCCAUCAUAAGUUAAUGCCACUCUUGUUGACUGGAAUAUCAGAUACCCAACCUGAGAUUCAGGAAGUGGCAGACUCAUUGUGGUAUGAUGUAGGCUUAAAAUUUGAAAAAGAAAAUGAAAAAGACUUCAAAGACAAACUUGAUUUUGAAAAAGAGGCUCCAAGUCAUUAUCCUCCAAAUGUGGAGAGACCCAAUCUUGGAUGUCGAGUAUUAGUCAAUAGAAAUCUAUCAAAGAUCGUCAAUGGUUUAAUGAGAGAUAUCGUGGACUGGGUUGCACCCACCCGACUUAAAUCUGCAUCACUGCUCUAUGUACUACUUCUAAACGCUGAGGAUUACAUAACACAACACAUGACACCAUUGAUAUCUGGCAUGAAUAAAGCAUGUGCAGACCAGGAAGUACAAGUUGUCAAAGAUGUACAGAGAAGUGCAGAGCUUGUGGGUUACUUUGUGGAGCCAGAAGUCUGGUGGAAACUAGUACAAGGCAACAUCAAAUCUACACAGUCAUAUACCUCACUUAUGAUUCUAGCAAACAUCAUGAAAGGAACAGAAAGGAGUAAACUGAAGCCAUAUCUAUCAGACAUAUGUUGUACUCUGGCAAAUCCUGAUAUAUGCUUAACCAUCACGACUCCACUACAGCAACAGUUAUUGAAAUGUAUGGGAACAAUGAUGGCGGUUGGACAGACAGAUGUCAGGGAUGUCAGUCAGAUCAUAUUCAACGUACUGAUAACUGUUAUAGCUCUCAAACAAGCCGACUCAACAGCUGAAGAGGCUCAUACUUUGCUUGACAAGUUGUCAGAGGUGGAAGGAUUUUCAACAAAAGAUGAAUUAUUCAGAAAACAUACUAAGCCAUUGAUUAAUUCAUUUGAAGAUAGUUAUGUUAUGUGGAAUACACAUACACCAGAAAGACUUGUAUUAGAUACUCUACUGAUCGAGUCAGGACCAAUUGUUGGAGAAUUGUUAGAUGAAGUCAUGGCCAUAUUAGUACCCUGUCUCGACCCAAAAAAGGAUGCUGAAAUGAGGGUUAAGUUCUUCAGCCUUCUAUCCCAACUCCUGAUGAAUGCUAAGGAGACAUUAGACUCACAGGGAAAGUUUGGAGACAUAUCAGUGAUCGUGGUCAGGGAUAUAGUUAUACCUAAUAUGGUGUGGCAAGCAGGAAGAAUAGCAUCAGCCAUCAGAACUAGUGCUGUGUCAUGUAUGUGGGCAUUGUUACAAAGUGGAGUCUUGGAUAAAGAAAAGAUGCAACCUGUUGUUGAAGAUCUAAUCACACAACUUAAAACCUCCAUGGACAGUGACAACAAGAAUACACGACUGGUUUCUUGUCGUGUGAUGACCAGGCUGCUAGAGCUCAUGAAUAACUCCCUCGACCAGGACAAUCUGUACAACUUCUACCCAGAGUUACUGAAGCGGUUAGAUGAUAGCAGUGAUGAGAUCAGAAUUGUUGUAUCUAAAACAUUCCUUGCAUAUUUGGAAUGUUUUGAAGGGAAAUACAAGGUAGAUCUGUAUAGGCUACACCUAGAGUCUAUUUAUAAAGGUCUACUAGUGCAUCUUGAUGAUCCUGAUGCUAAAAUACAGAAUGCAAUACAAGAGGUUCUGAAAGAAGCAGGAAAAUUCUCUCCACAGAUGUUAAUCACAGAAAUAGAAGGUGUCAAACACAAGCAUCGGACAAAUAGAUAUUGUGAAGAACUUAUAAAGACAUUUAAAUCUUCUUAAUAGAACUUUAUUAAAGAUUUAUAUACAAAUGUAUUAAUAUAUAAUAUGCUGAUGUGUUCAAACACCAUAUCAUGUCAAGUUUUAUUGGUAUUCAUAAAAUCAUUUCAGAACUGA